UAAACAUUUUCCAAAUCCAAAGUUCAAAAUUCAAAAAUCUUGCGCGUUUUUUGAGCUUUUUCCAGCUUUUUUAUUUUGUCUACAAAACUUUCUAUAUAAUUGAAAAAAUUUGACGAGUUCAUGAACGAUAUAUCAUUAUUGAAAUAAAGACUAGAACAUGUAUUGAAAAAAGUUUUGACCUGAAGAAUCUGUUGUAUUUUGCGUACGCAUCCAAUCAUGAACAGUACUCGAGACACUAAUUAUUUGGAAACCAUGAGUGAAAUAAGUACAAUCCAACCUGCCGAAGCAAUCCAAUACCCGAACGACAACGAAGACGUCGAGCAAAUCUUUGAAAACUUGUACGAUGAAAUGAAAGAAAUAUUGAAGGAAAUACAAUCGGUACUUCGUAAAUCCACCGUUCAACCUUCGUUUAUGACUCUCAAUAAUGAGAAAACAGUCGUUCUGCGUGAACUAGAAGCGUUAUUGGAGAAUAAAACCAGAACUGUCAGCGAAUUGACAAAAGCUAUCAAAAAGUCCAAGGAUUAUGAAUUUCCACGAUAUAAAGGAGACGCUGUACUAAGCAUCCCAGGAAAAUUACUGGAAGAAACAGCUAAUUGUCAAAAACUUCUCGAACGUUUGGAAAAUACCAAUAAUAAAAACGAAAAAUAUAUCGAAUUCUUGUCCAAAAGUAAACAGUUUCUAGAAGAUAUGAACGAUUCUUUAGUAAGCCCGAAUCAAGCUUCGCAAGAGCUAUCUCUGAUAGAAAAUGAAGUGAAUCGAGAAUACAAGGAAUGUAAACAAGAUUUGAAAACCAUACUCGAAACGUUAUACCCAGACGAAGAAAUUAAAGAAGUAAUCGGAGAAAUUAUCCAGAAAUCUUUGAACAGUGAAGACGAAACAGAUCAAUGGUACGAAGUAGAUGAUCUCAAUGUGUUUCCUAUCAUCACUCAUUUAGCUGAACGAGGUAUUCUCACGCGCAAUGCUCUCAAUGAGAAACAAUUUAAAAUGAUCUUGAAUUAAUUUGUUUUUGUGCUUAUUUUAGUUUUGUACGGUAUUAUGUUAAGAAAACUCGUUUUUAUGUAUAAUUAUUUAUAAAGAAUAAAAAUCGUUACGUUCGA
This is a messenger RNA of Planococcus citri (citrus mealybug), 1097 nucleotides long. RefSeq lists its product as uncharacterized. The record is from RefSeq and is a predicted model, not a curated record. Lineage: Eukaryota; Metazoa; Arthropoda; Insecta; Hemiptera; Pseudococcidae. The transcript has 6 exons. The coding region runs from base 217 to 999 and encodes 260 amino acids.